UUGGUUUGGCUCUUUCGGCGAUCCCGCAAGCUCAGCGUAGUUAAGUACGUUCCGAAGACCCGAAUGUCCUCGCCUCCGGACCACCUCCCGCCCGAUUGGUCCCUCUCGGGGUCCAUGUGCCGCGUCUGUCUGCGCUCCGACCCAGCUGCUUCGUGGAGUUUGUUCGAGUGCACCGUCGCCGGGAAGAGUCUCGUGCAGGCACUGUCGCUGGUCGGUGGAAUCCAGGUUCAAACGGGGGACAACUUCCCCAAGUCGUGCUGCUCGAACUGUUUGGCCCGCGUGGAGGCGGCGCUCAAGCUGCGGGAGCAGUGUUUGGAGUCGGAUCGGCGGCUGGGAGUGAUGUUUGCGGUGACGGUUAAAAAUGAACCCCCCGAGGAGGAGGAGGAGGAGGAAGAUCCGUUUGUGGCCUGCUCGCAAGGGUACUUUGAGCCGGCCCGGGCGGAGGAGCAUUCGGUGGCGUCGGUGCUGCAGCACUUUGGACUGGACGGGUUUCUGGCGAUCGUUGAGGGACAGGAUUUGGAAUCGGUUGAGCUUUUUAGCUGUUUGUUGGAACAAGAUUUGCAGAAGAUGCUGCCGAACGAGACGGUGGGGACGAUUAUCCGGUUCAGGAAAGCAGUUGCGCAUGCCAAACAACUGCUUGCAAAAAGCUCAUCAGAUGAGAGGAAAGCCAAGCACGUUGAACCAGAACCAAUUCCACGGAAGAAACGAAGAAUAGAGAGGCCACUUCUGGAGCAUCCGGUCAUUGUGGCGAAUCCCAAUCAAGAUCACGUGAAUCUCCCCGCCCUGCUGCAAACGUUCGAGGGCCAAUGCAUCAUGACGCACUACGUCCGGAACGGCAACCAGCUGGACAACCAAACCCAGGGCAAGCUGCUGAAGCUGAUCGUGGAACAGCUGGCCGUGACGGUGCGCAUCCAGGACAUCCAACGCAGCUGGUUCGAGGCGAUCUUUGCUGCCAUCGUUGAGGCGUUCCCGUCGGAGAGCGAACUGAUCGAGGUUUACCGCGGGAAGCUGCAGCAGAUUCGGUACAAGCUGACGCGGAAGAUUAAGCGGAAUUCUGGGUUUGAGGUGGCGGAGCAGGGCAAUGGGGUUGCGGUUAAUGGCGAGGAGGAGCCGUUGAUUGAUGAGGACGAAGCGAUCGCGUCCAAGUUGUGGCUUCAGGGUGGUCGUGAACCGUGGAAGAGUGUGCUGCUACAUUGGGACAAGAGUUUCCAGCUGAGAAACAAGAUCUACCAAAGCAGUGGGAGCAAUAAGCUAGGGGAACUCUGGCGAGACGACGGUUGGCCAAUUCUAAAGCAGCCCAACGGCCUCGACCUGAUUCGACGAGACUUCAACCGGAUGUUUUCCCCUUCCAGCGACGUCUUCCAGGUUUGGCCCCGCAUCAAGAAGGCGGUCUGCACCUUUGGCCGGCUCAACCUGAAGAACAAGAACCUGCUCGCCGUCCUGGCCAAGUUCGAGGAAGGUGGCUACACCGACGACCACCUCUUCAUCCAACUCCUUGCAGGGCUCCUCCCCCCAGGAAUCACCACCCGUAAAUUCCGCCCCAAAUUCGAAGAAAUCAACGCGGCGUUCAUGCGCGAAGUCGCGUCCCUCGCGGAAGUCGACAAAGCACUCGCCAAGUACCGAACCGCCCUCGCCGAACACAAACUGUCCGUUCAACCGCACGUCCUGCACAUCGCCGACCAGUCCCGCUAUCUGGUCUACGUCGGGGAAGGUCGCUACUAUGAAGCGCGGGGAGGUCUCCUCGAUGCCGUGGACGGGGUGUUGAAGGUGUGUCUGGUGACGGGGCAGGCUUUUACGGCGGAAGCGAAGCCGAUGUGGACCUUUGUGCAGCGGUUCUGCUACGGGGUGAAGACGGACAGCGACAACUCGUACGCGUGCUUGAGGUCGCUGCAGGCGUUCUUGCGACAGGCGCAGGAGAGGGAGUAAGGAAUCUACGAUCUUUUAAUUUUUUUUUUAAUCUGUGGUAAGUUAGUAUUUCAGCACACCAAGUUAUUCUUUUCUUCUGUGUGACUUAAUUGUGUUGAACAAGUUCAAACCUGAGCGUGGCAUUAUACGUUUCAAUGUUCCAAUUAA
Messenger RNA from Culex pipiens pallens (northern house mosquito), 2073 nucleotides. RefSeq lists its product as uncharacterized. Gene Ontology annotation, cellular component: nucleus. Gene Ontology annotation, molecular function: zinc ion binding. The transcript is spliced from 3 exons. Bases 64 to 1926 code for a protein of 620 amino acids. The record is from RefSeq and is a predicted model, not a curated record. Lineage: Eukaryota; Metazoa; Arthropoda; Insecta; Diptera; Culicidae.